This is a messenger RNA of Cyphomyrmex costatus, 4413 nucleotides long. RefSeq names its product apoptotic protease-activating factor 1. Gene Ontology annotation, biological process: regulation of apoptotic process. Bases 487 to 4413 code for a protein of 1308 amino acids. NCBI's taxonomy places the organism in Eukaryota, Metazoa, Arthropoda, Insecta, Hymenoptera, Formicidae. The transcript has 14 exons. Gene Ontology annotation, molecular function: ADP binding; protein binding. The record is from RefSeq and is a predicted model, not a curated record.
UUUGGCAACAGCGCCGCGUAUCGGCAACGUCGCACUUAACGCGGGCGCGCGAGUCCGACUGUAGUACCUGUUUCACAGCAUUUCACAGUCGCUCGUCAACCGUGGAGGAGACAGGUACAAUCGUCCCGCCAGAGAUUACUCACGUUUUCCGAACAAAGAGACAUCGGCCGCUUUAAAAGAUCCGCACGUCCGUGCGAUUCGGCAUUUCGAGGGAGCAUCUCUUCGACGCGAAACGGAGCAGCUGGAUCUGUCUAAGGGGAAAAGAAUGGUCAGGAAGAAAGAAGAGAAUAGGAGGAUUGUCACUUAAAGAGGAUGAGAAGCACACCAUUGGUCAAGCAUAUUAAAAUGGCGAUUAUAGAGCGAAGUGCAUGAAAAAAAGAGGUGAAAAAAAAAAGAGAACUGCACUGAAAUUUGUAGUAAUUUCUAUUUAAAUUUAUAAUACAAUUAUAAUUUGUAUUGGGCGUGUUAUCUGUUGUGAUACCAAAAAUGGAAAAAUUACAUAAGGACAUCCUCAGCCGUUUGAGGAAGAAAAUAAUUGACGAUUUAGAUGUUGAUAAUGACAUUAUACAACCUUUAAGGAAUGAAUAUAUUUUAACAGAAGAUCAUAUAAGAAAAAUUUAUAUUGGAGUUAGUAAAGAAGAGAGAGCAGGCAAAUUGUUGGAUAUACUACCAUUAUGUGAUUCAAGUGCUUUUGGUGUCUUUCAUCAAUCCUUAAAACAUCACUACGAUUGGCUUAGCGAUGAAAUAGAUAAAUUGUUAGGAAAUUAUGAAAUAGAAACCAAUGGAGUAACCGAUUGUUAUGCUGGGCAUCUCAACAUUCCUCUUUCUCCAUUAACGGUUACCAGAGAAGAAAAGGUUAACCAGUUAAAGAUAGCUUUACAAGAAUUAAUACCCACAGGAUACAUUGCGUUACAUGGCUUGAAAGGAUUUGGAAAAUCAAGUCUAGUUGCCAGUACUCUCAAGGAUGUAAAAUUAGUGAAAAAUUCAUUUUAUAAUCAGGUCUAUUGGAUUAAAUUUACUGAUAAUCGUUCACGUCAUGAUGAAAUAUUGAUUCAAUUAAAUGCACUUUACUACAACGUGAAACAUAUAGAAAUUCACCCUGAAUCAUCUAUCCCCCUUGAGCAAUUUUCUUUGAUCCAAUAUUUAAAACAUUAUUUUAAUAAACAAGAAAAUUGUCAUGCUUUAUUGAUUCUGGAUGAUGUUUAUGAUGAACAGAUUAUCAAUAUUUUUGACUUUAAAUGUAAGACUUUAGUUCUUACUGAUAACAUCGAUGUUGUAUCUAAGAAAAGACCUAAGAUAAUACAGAUGAAUGAUGGAUUUACAGAAACAGAGACGUUAGGCUUAUUUGCCAAAGCAUUAGAAAUGGACGUGAAAAAAUUGCCAACAGAGGCAAAAAGAAUACAUGAAGAAUGUAAAGGAAUGCCGUUAUUAAUAGCUAUGUUUGCUGCGCAAUUUGAAGAAUUUAAAGAUGAUAUGCGUAUAAAAACUAGUAGGUGGAGAUAUUACUUGAAAUCUUUGAGGGAAAGAAAUACAACAAACAAAGUAAUAAAAGAAUUUUGGGAAACACAAGAAAUUAUUUUUGACAUUUGUAUUGAACAAUUAAGACCAGAUUUGAAAAAAUAUUACGAGAGCUUAGCUAUUUUUUGUGAAGAUGUUAACAUAACUACGCAGACUUUAGAAAUUUUUUGGAGACAAGAUACGCACGUAAUUGAAGAUUUGAUGUUGGAUUUGUGCCAUAAAUCACUUGCAGCCCAAAUAUAUAAUAAUGAUUUAAAAACCUAUAUUUACGGUGUGCACGAUUUGCUACUAAUUCAUCUAAGGAAAAAACGAACUAAUACUGAAUUGAUGCUGAUGCAUAAGUCUAUUAUUGGAGAAUAUCGUAAAUACUGCAAUAACGAUUUUUCAAAAAUGCCGAAUGAUAAUUAUAUAUACUCGUACAUUGGCUAUCAUCUGGAGCAAGCAGAAUUGUUUGAGGAAUUUCCACGUCUUUAUUUAAAUUUAGAUUUCAUUCAAGCUAAAUUAGUACACGCGGGUUUAAAUGAUUUGUUAUUAGAUUUGAGAAAGUAUAAAAAAUACAUUACAUUAGACUAUACAGAUAAAUAUGUGAAAGAAGUCUCUGAUUUAGAAAGGUUUCUUCAAGAACAAGCAAGCAUUAUAGUAGAACAUAAACAUAAAAAAUGCUUAGAUAUCGUCCAAAUUGCAAUGAGUUAUUCAUCUAAAGGUUACAUCAUUCAAACUGCAAAAGAUCUAGCUAGGAGAAGACAAGAGUUCUUGUAUCUAUCUCACACGAAAAUUGGCCCACAUGCUAAUAUGUUAUCGACUGAAGAAAUACCGACAGAUAUUUGCACAUCAUCUUUCACAAGUGGUCCCGAGUUAAUCUUGACUGGAAAUACAUCGGGUAAAAUAAUUUUGUGGAAUUUUCAAAGCAAGCAACAAAAAAUCUUCAAUGGUCAUGCAGAAAGAUGUUCUAUCAAAAAAGUGAUUGUAUCUACGAGUGGUGAUUGUUUCGUAUCAUUAAGCAGUGCUGGUAUAAUAAAAUUAUUCACUCUAUCCGAGGAGAGGGAUGAAAUAUUUGAUCAACAUUAUAUGCAUGUUGAAAGCCCCCGACAAAGACAAAGUUUCUGGUCUGAUCCUUAUGCAAACUUGAGAGGUCAGGACGAUAGCUUAGCAGAAUUAAGGGUGGAAAACGAGAUUAUAUUGGAUAUGGCAUUUGGUUGUGAAGACAAAUACAUCGCUGCAUGCACUGAUAAAGCAACAAUUCAGAUAUGGGAUCGAAAUGGAAACACAAUGUAUACUUUAACACAUUAUUCCAAAUGUCAAUCUAACGUUACGAAAAUAGCUUUUACAACGAAUGCUUCCUUACUGCACUUAAUGGAUGAGGAAAAGGGUGCCUUGUUUGUGUAUACAAACUAUGGAAAUGAUCAUAUUACUUAUAAAUAUGUUACCUGUUAUAAUCUGCAGUUAAAAUCUACAUCUAAAGAGGUCAUUUUCUUUCAUCAUGUACCCAUGCGUGACGAUUCGUUGAUGGUCGUUACCAAAAAGGAAGCUAUGAAGUGUUUAUUUGACGCAAUUGUAUCCGAUGACGAAAAGGACAUUAUAGUCAAAGAGAACUACAGUGAAAAGAAUAUUACAGUGUUAUAUGGAGAAGAUGUAAUAACGGAAACUGGAGUAAUAAAAGGAAUCAUAUCAAAUCUACAAUUGUCUCCCGAUGCAAACACGGCGAUGUAUGUUUUAGAUAAUAAAAUAAUAGAGCUCAUAAGUUUAAAAAAUGGGGUAAUCUUUAAGAUUUUCGAAGAAGAUAAACCAAUUCAAUUUGCAAAGAUUAUUCAUCGUUUUAACUAUAAUACGAUAUUAUGCAAAGAGGAGAACGAUGAUUUGAAGCGAAUGCGGCUGUCGGGAAUCAGUAAGUUCGAAAUCGUGCACUCGAAUCUAGCAGAAAAAAUCAUCCAUAAUACUUACGUAAUAGACGACGAGUAUAUUAUGAUAGUAAUGCAGAAUGGCAUAAUAGCAUUGUUGUGUAUACGUAUGAAUUGGAGACUAAUAAGUCAAAUAGACUUGUCUAAUUUGUUUUCAAGUAUUACAUUUAGUUGUUUAAGUUGCAACCAAAAAUACUUAGCAAUUUUGAAUGAAUUGCAUCAUUUAAUUUUAUUAUAUAUUAAUUACGGAAACUUCUACGGAAGCACUACGGAAACUGAACAGUUUUAUCAUACGUAUAGUUUUCCCCAGAAGGCAAUUUGUUGUGAUAUUUCAAAAAAUGAACGAUAUAUCGCCGUUGGCUUUGAAUCGGGACAAAUUUCUAUUAUCGAUAUACAGAAGUGGAUGGAGAUUAAUCGAUUAUUUUUUCACGCCAGUCCUAUUAUACAAUUGUAUUGGGCUCCAGUUACCAUAAAUGUUCCAAUUUUAUUGUCAUUGACGAACGAUGAAUUAAUUUGGUGGAAUGUUGCUUUAACAAAGACAACAAAAAAGAAUACGAGAAGUCGGAUGGGUCGCAGUACGAGCGUUCCUUCGUUCAGUUCGAAUUCAUUUUGGGAUCUACAAGUACCUAAUAGUCGAAGCAUAGAUGCCGGCGUAUCUGAGAUACAAGAUGAAAUGAUAUCGAGUACAUCCAAUUCGAAUUACACCGUUAACAGUGUAAAUAGAUAUUGGGAGAACAAAAAAGGCAAAAAUCCUGAAAGACCAGAAUUACUAACGGUUGUCGCAUUACCAUCAAGCCGCGAUCCAAAAGUAUGUAUCUCUCCUGAUUUUACUAAAUUUGUUAUGGUUGACAUGUACGGAUCAGUUAAUACGUUUAAACUGAUUGAUGAAGAAGUCGACUUGGCGAACGUCCGAGUGUCCGAUUGGGAACUCUCGGCCAAUGUCAGCAAACACACUUCCGCAAGGUCGUUUAUUCAAGUUUUCCCUACACAAGUUUGA